Messenger RNA from Aspergillus ruber CBS 135680, 2700 nucleotides. Its product is annotated as DnaJ domain protein. The transcript is spliced from 4 exons. NCBI's taxonomy places the organism in Eukaryota, Fungi, Ascomycota, Eurotiomycetes, Eurotiales, Aspergillaceae. Bases 1 to 2700 code for a protein of 899 amino acids. The record is from RefSeq and is a predicted model, not a curated record.
AUGGUGAAAGCGGACGUGAGGAGGGAUUAUUAUGCAGAUUUGGGUCUUGGGCCCAGUGCGGAAUUGGAGGAUGUUAAGAAGCAGUUUAGAAAGCUAGCUCUCAGAUAUCACCCCGAUAGGAAUCCCGGGAAGGAAGUCGAAUUUAUCGCCAAGUUCCAGGCGAUCCAAGCGGCACAUGAAAUCCUCAGUGAUCCUCAACACCGGUUGAGAUAUGAUACGGAUCGGUUACGCGCUGGAUAUGGCAGGCAGUACGCCGCGCACGCAAGAGCGAAUACUUCACGGAGGACCCCUGCCAGCCACAGUUCUGGCGCCUCUGCAAAAUCGCAACCGUUCUCUGCGCGUGGGCAACAAACGAACCAUGGACCGUCGGCCGGCGCCCAGAGAUAUUCUAGCUAUGCCAAGGCAGCUCCUCAGCAAUCAGGGGGGAAGAAGGAUGAUGGACAGACUCGGGCCGACGCUUUUCGCGGAUUCCAGGGUAUGAAGAACGGUAGCCCGAACGCGACUGGCUGGUCAAAUUUUGAUCCCAAAACUGGUCGAUCGGGUGCAAACAAGGCCAAUGGUGGUGCAUCGACCGCCACACCGAGAACCAAGUCGGCCUAUGAGUACUUCAAGACGUCGGCCAAGCCGACAGAGGGUGCCGGAACGACUCGUGCUCAGUCAAGUAGGAGGAAGAACGGGUUUGCACCAGGGACCGCGGGUGGUGAUGAGCCGAUGGCUGCAAACACUUCCGCCUACACGAGCACGCCCCGGGAUUCGCGACACUCAGGCUACUUUUUCGAUAACUCUGUUCCUUCACCCACCGCCAAGAGAGCAGAGGGUUCAGAGGAACGAGCCAGGAGUCAGUAUGCCAACGCUAGUGGAGAGAAGACGUUCUUCUCCAGUGCAUGGCUCGGACGUGACGGUACUCGUCGUGCCUCGCGGACAAAUCCACCCAGCCCGACACCCCCACCAUCGGAAGCAAGCAGGCAUCGGAGCGUCAGUCCUUCUCAUUUAAAGACGAAUAGGAACCGGGGUUACGCGCUUUCCACGAGCUCAAGUGAUGCCGACGACGACGAUAGCGACACCGACAACCCAUAUGAAAGGAACGUACCAUCGCCAUCUCACAAACCCAAGGCAGUCCCGAAGAGCAGGAUGCGACGACCUCAUUAUCAGAAACCGGCUGACCCACGGGACUGGAGUUCCGGAACUGGUGAGCAAUUCUUUCCCACCCAGACGGUCUUCCGUGGCCCUGGUCCUGGCUACUAUCAGUCCUACUACUACCACUACUACCAAAAUCAUCCUCACAACCAUCACCCCUGGGACAACCGCUAUGACUAUCGGAGACCGAACCCUAUUUACGAUAACGCUGCUGCUGCUCCUAGGAAUCCACUUGCUGGGACUUUUGCGUCGGCCAACUUUCAGCCUGAGAAGGAUCCGAGCCAAUCUAAAAGUAAUAGCCAUGGGAGCUUGAGACAGGAAUUCUCUGCAAAGGACUGGCAAGAUGCUUCUCAAGAGGGCUGGUUCGGGUUCUUCAUGCCUAAACCAUCGGAACCAGAUACCAAUCGAGCAGCACAGAACCCCAAUACUCGUGGACGGCCAACGACCCGAAACUCAGCUUCAUGGGUGCGACAGUCAGCAGGCCUUUCGGACCAGGACCAGGACUUCUCUCGCUCGGGGUCAGCCGCUCAGCAACAACCUACUCCAUUUGCCGGAGCCAAGUUCUCAGCAGACGACUGGGUCGAGCAGUUUAAAAAUAUGUCCUGGGCUGCGCCAAGAACCGAAGGCAAACAGACCCAGGCCAAUGCUGCUCGUGCAAGGAGCCCUAAGAAGCAUACGAGGACGGCGGCUUCUAAGACACGGCCGACUCCGCAGCCUGCGAGUGUUGCUACUGAAGCCGAAGAGGCCGAAGCAGCCGCAGAGGAUAAUGAACAUCAGUCGGAUAAGAUAGAUUUGGGUGGUGAAGCUAUGGAUCUGGAUGAUGAUACCCCUGCAAAACCGACUGCCGUACCACCAGCACCUGAGAACAAGCAGCCACCGAGCCCACAACCAUCAGCUAAUGUUGACAAGACUAAGGAACCCGAUUCCAAGGAUUUCAACCUGAAGGACCUCAAAUAUGCAGCACCGUUUAUUAGCUCGAAGGGAGGCAUCGACGACCUACAGGAUAUCAGCGUGACUUUACCCUUCGAAUCGCGCGCUAAAGCUCCAAGGACAACUGCACGCGACGUCCGUCCUCGCGAACUAGCCUGUCCAAACCCGCCCAAGCGACCACGACGUCCAGCCUUGAGCUCGCUCGGUAUCGGAACUCAACUGAUGCUUCCUCGCCCCGCAUGGGAACGGUACGUGGCAGAGAUGAAGACGUACAUGCGCGAGUGGAACGAAUUCAACCGCCGGAUGCUACGCCAUUUCAAUGCCCGCCAGGAAGCCAACGAAUCUGGUAUGGCACCUGGAUGGAUAAGUGCAGUUGGCGACUCUUCUCGACUCAACAUCAACCAAGAUGACCCGGAUGUUGAAGAUAACAACAACAACCCUGAUAACGAGGAUAGUGUUGGCGAUCUACUACCAGGAAGCGCCAAAGGCGGGUAUACCGUGUAUUUGCGCGCGAUCGAAGAAGACGUCAAGGUCCGGAAACAUUGGGAUGUGGCUUGUGAGUUGCACCGGGAGUGUAUAUUGGAGUUGGGGGAGUUGCGCGAGUGGAUUUUGAAUGGAGGGAAGUUGGUUUGA